GGUUCUCUCUGGCCACUGUGAAGAGUCUCGUGAAUUUGAAUUUGUUUAACUCAUAAACAACAAUUAAUUAAAAAGUGUUUUUUGUUUUCGUGAGCUUUUGUGCUAUUUGAAAGCUGCCUGUCAACUAUUUGUGGAAAGUUUUUUAUCAAACAAAAAAUUUGUAAGGUCGCGUAUAAUGAGAAUCAGUUGGCAGUUGUUUUUGCUGGCCCUGGUGGCCCUACAUCUAUGUGAUUUGGGAGCAGGUUCAAGAAUUUUGGCGGCAUUUGUUUUUCCGGGUAAAAGUCAUUUCAUGAUGACCAAUGCCAUUAUACGGGAAUUGGUUAAACGUGGACACGAAGUGACCUUCAUAACGCCCUUCUCCUUGGCCAAGGAGAAUCUGGGACCCAAUUAUAAGGAAGUUCUGAUAGCUCAAUAUGAUUUUUGGCCUGAAUUGAUUGAAAAAACAAAGGCCAAAAGUGUGCUGGAUAUGAAUGAAGUGUCCACUCUUACCUUCAUUGAAUUGGUUAACAUAAUGGGAGUAAAGAGUACAGACUUUGCCUUUGAUCAGCCCCAAUUGAAGGCUUUGAUUGAUGAGAAGAAUAAGAUUGGAAAAUAUGAUCUGCUGCUGGCUGAACAAUUCUUCAAUGAGGGAGCCUUGAUAUUGGGUCAUCUGUAUCAGAUACCCACAAUAACCGUUUCUACCUUUGGUUUCGCCAACUACUUGAGUCAAGUAGUGGGCAUAGUUUCACCCUGGUCAUAUGUUCCUCAUGGCUUUAUGCCAUUUACCGAUCGUCUGACUCUGUGGCAACGCAUACAAAAUAUUCUCAUCUCUGGCACGGAAGAUCUAAUGCGAAAGUUCAUCUAUUAUCCACAGCACGAUGAAGUUUUGAGGAAACAUUUCUCGCACAGACUGGAAAAAGUGCCCACGAUUAAGGAAUUGGAGAGUAACAUAUCACUUCUACUGCUCAACUCCUACAUGCCAUUGGAGACUCCAAGACCCGUUUCUUACAACAUGAUUUCGGUGGGAGGACUUCACAUCCAACCCAAUAAGGUAUUGCCUGAGGAUUUGCAAAAGUUUUUGGACGGAGCCACCGAUGGAGCCAUCUAUUUCAGUUUAGGAUCACAGGUGCGCAGUGCGGAUCUUCCGCCAGAGAAACUUAAAGUCUUCCUGGAUGUAUUUGGUAGCUUGAAGCAAAGAGUUUUGUGGAAAUUCGAGGAUGAAAAGUUACCCAAUCUGCCGGCCAAUGUGAGAGUACAAAACUGGAUGCCCCAGAAUGAGAUCUUAGCCCAUCCGAAUGUUAAAGUGUUCAUUGCCCACGGCGGACUCUUUGGUACACAGGAGGCCAUCAAUUAUGGUGUUCCCAUUCUCGGUAUGCCCGUCUAUUGUGAUCAGCAUUUGAACAUCAAUAAGGGCAAGGCGAAUGGUUAUGCCUUGGGUUUGGAUUAUCGCACCGUUACCGAGGAUGAGCUAAGAUCCUCGCUGAAGGAACUCAUCGAGAAUCCAUCGUACAAGGCCAAGAUGCAGCAGGCUUCACAGAUUUUCCGUGAUCGUCCACUGAGUGCCAUGGAUACGGCCAUGUAUUGGAUCGAUUAUGUCAUCAAGCAUCGUGGAGCUCAGCACAUGAAGGCCGUUGGAGUGGAUUUGCCUUGGUAUCAAUUCUAUUUAGUGGACAUUGUGGCCAUUGCCUUGACCAUCAUCUUCUUACCCAUUUUGGGGUUACUUGCUCUCUGUCGUCGUCGUCGUUCGAAAACUUCUUCUGGCCCGAGUCCAAAGAGAAAAUCGAAGAAGAAUUAGAACCAAAACCAAAGUAAAACGUUUAAUUAAAUGAAAAUGAUGUUACAAUUAAGUACAUACAAGUUAAUUAAGUAGUUUUGCAUAAAAUUUUCCCAAUUUAUAAUUCCUAAUACAUUUUUCUCAACAAAUUCGAACAAGGCUGAUAAUUAAUUGAA
Drosophila willistoni is the source of this 1929-nucleotide messenger RNA. RefSeq names its product UDP-glycosyltransferase UGT5 (gene Ugt49B1). Bases 176 to 1774 code for a protein of 532 amino acids. The record is from RefSeq and is a predicted model, not a curated record. NCBI's taxonomy places the organism in Eukaryota, Metazoa, Arthropoda, Insecta, Diptera, Drosophilidae. Gene Ontology annotation, molecular function: UDP-glycosyltransferase activity. The transcript is spliced from 3 exons.